Cuscuta campestris is the source of this 1741-nucleotide messenger RNA. Lineage: Eukaryota; Viridiplantae; Streptophyta; Magnoliopsida; Solanales; Convolvulaceae. The record is from the annotation of a GenBank genome assembly.
GGCUAAGCAGGAGAGAGCUAAGAUUUGGGCUUUCGCGAUUUGAAUCUCAAAGGCCUUCCCUAAAUUGAUUAAGAGGAGGGAUUCGAAUCCGGGUGGUCUAUUGCGGCGGAUGAUCUAAACAGUAGGUGGAAAACGGGAAGGAUGCGAGGAAGAAGAUGUGGAAGGAAAUCAGGGAUAGAGAAUCAGGGAGACUUCGCCCUAAUUUGUACCGUAACCGAGUUGAGUUGAGCCGACUCGCAUCUCUUCAACUCUCCAAUCACAAAGAGAUCGUCUCCCCUCACCGCGCCUCCGUCAACUCUCUUCAGGUUGAUUUGACAGAGCAAAGGUAUUUACUAUCCUGUGCUUCGGAUGCAUCAGUUGCUGUUUAUGAUGUCCAACGUGCAACAGGUCGCGAGGGAGGUGGAUUGAUAUGUAAGCAUAAGCCCCUUUUUGUUGUUGACAAACGGCAUCAACAGGGUCACAAAUAUGCCGUUUCUACAUCCAUCUGGUACCCAGUUGACACUGGACUGUUUAUCACGGGUUCAUAUGAUCAUCGCAUCAAUGUAUGGGACACAAACACUACACAGGUGGCUGUCAAUUUUAAAAUGCCUGGAAAGGUUUAUAAGUGUGCCAUGUCUUCUGUGGCAACAUCUCAUAUGUUAAUUGCUGCUGCAACUGAAGAUGUACAAGUCCGGCUUUGUGAUAUAGCUUCAGGCGCCUUUGCUCACACUUUAUCUGGACAUCACGAUGGGGUGAUGUCAGCUGAAUGGUCAGCUUCAAGCGAGUGGGUUCUGAUAACUGGGGGGUGUGACGGUGCAAUUCGUUUUUGGGACAUCAGGCGAGCUGGAUGCUUUCGUGUUUUAGAUCAGUCCCAUUGUCAGCUUGGGAGACGCCCUCCUCUACUUGCACGUUCUGCUCAAAAUAAGAGUUCAACUUCUAAAUCUCCAUCAGCAGUUCAUACUUCAUCUAUAAAGGCUCGUCCAUCUCAACGGAAAUCAUUAAUUGGUAACAACCACAGGCAGUCUUUUAUUGAUAGGCAAGUUAGUAGGGGGUCGUUGAAGCAGAGAUCACAUCCAGGGAUGUUAACCACUCAAGAUCGUGCCACUGCUCACUAUGGUGUUGUAAGUAGUUUGAAAGUGACUAAUGAUGGCAUGUACCUCUUAAGUGCAGGUUCUGAUUCAAGGCUAAGGUUAUGGGAUAUAGGAUCUGGUUGUAAUACAUUAGUGAACUAUGAAACUGCACGCCUUCAAACUACCAAGGCUCUACAAGUUGCCAUAUCCGGUGAUUCUUCUGUCGCCUUCGUUCCAUGCAUGAUGACCACUAAAGCCUUUGAUCUAUGGUCGGGAAAGGCAAUGAUGAAUUUUUGUGGGCAUUAUGAGAAUGUAAAUUGUUGUUGGUACAAUCAUCAGGACCAGGAACUAUACACAGGAAGUAAUGACAGGCAAAUCCUGGUGUGGUCGCCAACCAAAACGGCGAUUGAAGAAGAAUCAGAGGUAAAGAUGAAAUUGGGUGUUGAUGAAGAUAAUUGGAGUGACUGACUGAAGACAAUUGCUUCUUUUUUACUGGGUUUGAAGGUUCUUCUAUUGUUCAUUCUUCUUCAGUAAUAAUUUUAUGUUUCGUUGCCAAAGCUCACAUGAAGUGAACUUAUGAACAAUAUAACAUUCAAUGGAUUAAAAACAUAGUUCACACUAUCAAGUAAUUUUUGGUUCAAUAUUUCUCGGUUUGGUAUAUUUGGUUUUUUAAAAAAAUUUCAGGAUCGGUU